Molecule: messenger RNA, 1603 nt
Organism: Oryza brachyantha (malo sina)
Lineage: Eukaryota; Viridiplantae; Streptophyta; Magnoliopsida; Poales; Poaceae
Product: probable protein phosphatase 2C 77
Exons: 4
Coding region: 55-1404 (449 amino acids)
Biological process (GO): protein dephosphorylation
Cellular component (GO): cytosol; nucleus
Molecular function (GO): cation binding; protein serine/threonine phosphatase activity
Source: RefSeq, a predicted model, not a curated record
ACCAACGAACUAACCCUACCUGCUUUGCGCGCCUCGAUCUCCGUGCCUCCGGCGAUGCUCUGCAGCGUCGAGAUCCUCUGCUCCGUCGUCGCCGUCCUCGCCAGCCUCGCGCACGUGCUCGGCGGGGCGCUCCUCAUGUCCCUCUGCUCGCCUUCCUCCAGGCUCUCGCCCACGGCGUGGGGCAGCGCCAAGAAGGUGCACCACCCCGUCGCCGUCGUCUCCGUCAGCGCGAUCAUCGAGGGUGAGAAGCUGCAGCAGCAGCAGCAGCAGCAAGGGGGGAACAAGGACGGCCAGGGACAGCAGCUGGUGCUGCAGGCGGCGCCGCCGCCGGUGCUGGUGCUCCCGGCGUUGAAGAAGAAGGGGGAGAAGGGCACUUCUGAGCAGGAACAGAGGGCGGCGAGGUGCAGGCCGCCGAGGCUGGUGAUACCGCCUUCGCCGGUGGCGGCGGCGCGCGCCGGCGUCGACCCGUUCGGCGAGGCGGCCGGCGGGCGGGAGACGGACGUGGCGACGGAGGCGGAGGUGAAGGGCGAGGGCUUCUGCAUGGCGAGCAGGAGAGGUGUCAGGCAUGCAAUGGAGGAUGCAUACGGGGUGAUCGCUCGUCACAAAGUUGAAGGAGCCUCCCAAUUGGCGUUCUACGGUGUGUACGACGGGCACGGCGGCCGGGCCGCCGUGGACUUCGUCGCCGACAGGCUCGGCAAGAACGUCGUCGCCGCCGUCACCGCCGCCGCCGCGGCCGUAUCAACAACGACGCCGAGCCGACAUCACGCUGGCCCAUCCUCGCCGUCGCAGCAGCGUCUACAAGAAGAUAACGAUCUCACGGCGGCGAUCCGAGCUGCGUACCUUACAACGGACAGCGAGUUCCUGAGCCAGGGCGUACGAGGUGGUGCGUGCGCGGCGACGGCGCUGUUGAGGGACGGCGAGCUGUACGUCUCCAACGUCGGCGACUGCCGCGCUGUCCUCGGCAGCCACGGCGGCGUCGCCACCGCCCUCACCUCCGACCAGACCCCCGGCCGCGAGGACGAGCGCCUCCGCAUCGAGAGCUCGGGUGGGUACGUGAGCUGUGGCGGCAGCGGCGUGUGGCGCGUGCAGGACAGCCUCGCCGUGUCGCGCGCGUUCGGCGACGCCGGCGUCAAGCCGUGGGGGGUGACGUGCGAGCCGGAGACGACGCGGCGGAGGCUCACCACCGACUGCCGCUUCCUCGUGCUCGCGUCCGACGGCCUCUGGUGCAAGGUGUCCAACCAGGAGGCGGUCGACGCCGUCGUCUCCGCCGCCGUACUGCCGAGCACGGACCCAUGCAAGGAGCUGGUCGCCAUGGCGAGGAGCAGAGGGAGCCGCGACGACAUCACCGUCAUGGUCAUCGACCUGCAACCAUUCUUGCCGACAGAGCUUUCACGCGUGAAGUAGUAUAGUAGUAUGCAAGAGAUGAAAUUUUGAUGUGAUUUUUUUGUUUUUUAGAAGUUACUUCCAAAUUCAAUUUUGCUUUAAUUUUUUUCUCACUUCGGUUUGCACUUAUAAGUUAUAGCUUGUAUAUGUGUUUGUAGCUUGUAAGUGAUUUUUGAAGUGAGCAAUGUAGAUAUAGAUGCAUAAUUAAGAGAUUAUAUAU